CGCCGGCUGUGGCGUCUGCACCUGCUCUGCGCCGUUCGGGUCCGACCCCUCCGUCGUCCUCUCGCGCCGGCCUACCUCGCCCCUUGACGCCAUGACCACCACCACCACCUUCAAGGGCGUCGACCCCAACAGCAGGAAUAGCUCCCGGGUUUUGCGGCCUCCAGGUGGUGGAUCCAAUUUUUCAUUAGGCUUUGAUGAACCAGCAGAACAACCUGUGAGGAGGAACAAAAUGGCCUCUAGCAUCUUUGGGACACCUGAAGAAAAUUCUCCGUCUUGGGCCAAGUCCACAGAUGCCAAGUCCAGUGGUGGUAGGGAAGAUACCGAGUCAUUUGGACCCCAGAGAAGGAACUCGAUGGAAGCAAGCUCUGGAGACUUCUUAGAUCUGAAGGGAGAAAGUGACAUUCAUGAAAAUGUGGACACAGACUUCCAAGCCAGCCUGGGACAGAGCGAGGAGAAGCCCGUGCCCGCCGCACCCGUGCCCAGCCCAGUGGCUCCGGCGCCCGUGCCAUCCAGAAGAAACCCACCCGGUGGCAAGUCCAGCCUAGUGCUGGGUUAACUCCACCCAUCCUAAACUCUGUCGUUUUGUUUGUUUGUUUGUUUUCUCCAUGCUUGUGAACUGCACAACUUGAGCCUGACUGUACGUCUUUUGGAUUUGUUUCAUUAAAAAAGAAGCACUU
Messenger RNA from Choloepus didactylus (southern two-toed sloth), 677 nucleotides. RefSeq names its product jupiter microtubule associated homolog 1. The coding region runs from base 92 to 556 and encodes 154 amino acids. The record is from RefSeq and is a predicted model, not a curated record. Lineage: Eukaryota; Metazoa; Chordata; Mammalia; Pilosa; Megalonychidae. Gene Ontology annotation, cellular component: nucleus. The transcript has a single exon.